Echinops telfairi (small Madagascar hedgehog) is the source of this 747-nucleotide messenger RNA. It is a transcript of the gene BCAS4, whose product is annotated as breast carcinoma amplified sequence 4. Lineage: Eukaryota; Metazoa; Chordata; Mammalia; Afrosoricida; Tenrecidae. Gene Ontology annotation, cellular component: BLOC-1 complex. The record is from RefSeq and is a predicted model, not a curated record. The coding region runs from base 105 to 518 and encodes 137 amino acids. The transcript is spliced from 6 exons.
UUUCAUUCUCAAAAGCACCAGGAGCUCUUAUUUCAUCCUUUCCCCAGCCUGCAGAGAAGUAUUUAACAUAAAAGGUGCAGGAGGUGGAAGAGACCGUCGAGGGGAUGCUGCUCCGGCUGGAGGAGUUCUGCAGGCUGACGGACAUGAUCAGGAGUGACACCUCACAGAUCUUGGCGGAGGACAUCCCACUCCUGAAGGUCAAGGUGUCAGAGAUGAGUGGCAUCUACGCCAGAGUGGACCAGCUUGAGGCCUUCGUCAAGAUGGUGGGCAACCACGUCUCCUUCCUGGAAGCCCACGUGCUGCAGGCUGAGCGGGACCACGCAACCAUCCCUGGGGCACUGUGGUGGUGGCUGGCCUCCUCGGGGCUGCCCACCUUCAGGACCUCACCCCAGUCUCCACCAGGAAUGCCUGUGGAUCCUUCAGAGCUCAUGUGCAUGCCACCUCCUGUGAGAAGCCUUCUGGGAUUACCUCCUCCGAAGAUGAACAUUAUCUGUCUUCCAGCCACAAUGAAGUUAUAAGCUGCCCCCACCAUACGAGCUGCCGGUGCUGUACAGGACAGAGGACUAUUUUCCUGUGGACAAAAGAGGGGCACGGUGUCACGCCCCAUAGUGGCCUGGGAGCUGCAGCUUCUCCCCGCAGAUACAUCCGAGGGUGGACCUGCACAUGCGGGGCAGCUUGCUCAGGCUUUCCUCCUUGUUGGGACAUUGGUGCCCCCCACCUGAACCUGCAGUCAUCUCAAUAAAGCGG